AUGUACACUCCUGGAAAGUUAGAUGCAGUUAUGGACUCGGACUUCGACCUCGGGUGCCUGCCUCUUCCUCGGCGCAUUCUCUUCUCUGAUGUCAAACAGGCUCUCUUCGAGGACGAGGACUCAGGACUUGGGAUGGACGAGUUGACGACAGUUGAGGAAGCAAGCAUGGGCACCAGGUCUUCCGUCCAAUCAUUGUUAGAGCGACCAUUUGCCAGCAUUUCGCCUUCGCCCUCCAUCCAUAUGAGACGACCCCUGAAAAGAUCCGAGAGGUUUGAGGAAACUGACGACGGCAGUCUGCGGAAACGGACGAAGUUUUCCGACGGUAGACGAACUCUCAAGAAGUCCCUAUCUUUUGGUGACAAUCCUCGAGGUGACCAAGAUGAGAUUAAAGCUGUCGUGGGAAGAAUGGUGGAUGCGUCGGAUCUUAUCGGAGACGGAAGCCAGACAUGCAGUCUUCCCACUAUUCCCGGCAAGCACUCCGACCUUAAGAGCAUCACAAAUGAUACGGUUGUUGACAUCAUUUCUGGGAAGUACGAUGACGUCAUUGGGAGUUGCCUCAUUGUCGACUGCAGAUACCCAUACGAGUACCAAGGCGGUCACGUGCCUGGUGCCAUUAACGUUCAUCGACCAGAAGGUAUCCAAAGAAUCCUGGAGCAACACCAGAGCAUGCGCGAUACGGCUGCCGGAAAACGUCACAUCGUCAUCUUCUACUGCGAGUUUUCCUCCGAAAGGGGCCCACGAAUGUGUCGCAAAGUGCGGGAGGCAGACCGUAACCUGAACAAGGAGAUCUACCCCUAUCUCAACUUCCCGGAAGUCUACGUCAUGCACAACGGGUUCAAGGCCUUCUACGAGACACACAAGACUUUAUGUGAGCCUCAGGGGUACACACCGAUGCUUCACAAAGAUUUCUCCGACGACUUACGUCAUUUCCGGUCCAAAUCCAAGUCCUGGAGUGGCGGAUCCAAGCGUCGCAGUAUGGGACAACGUCUUUUCUGAGUGUCCUUUUGCGUAUUAAACAACGUAGAAAGCACCGAUUCCAACUUUUCCGUCCAAGCCCUGGAACGUACUAUCCAAGCGAUGCUUUGUAGGACAGUACCUUUUCACUGUGCAUACUUUCUGUGGUACAAAACAUAAACUUUCUAAGAACAGUGAAUACUUGUACAGAAACGUUACAUGGUUCUACAAGUAACAUUAUGGAACAUGAUGUAAAGUCAAGUGCUAAACUGUUAUUUGUUAAAUGUCUGUUGUCUGUGAUAUACUUGUUUAUUGUUGAUGUUUGUUUUAUUUAUUGUUAAAAUAUAUUUAUGUUGCAUCCAAGUGCAAAUAAAAUUUUAUAAAAUGA
Saccostrea cuccullata (small rock oyster) is the source of this 1342-nucleotide messenger RNA. RefSeq names its product M-phase inducer phosphatase 1-like. Gene Ontology annotation, biological process: protein dephosphorylation; positive regulation of G2/MI transition of meiotic cell cycle; G2/M transition of mitotic cell cycle. Gene Ontology annotation, cellular component: cytoplasm; nucleus. Bases 1 to 996 code for a protein of 331 amino acids. The transcript has 8 exons. Gene Ontology annotation, molecular function: protein tyrosine phosphatase activity; thiosulfate-cyanide sulfurtransferase activity. The record is from RefSeq and is a predicted model, not a curated record. Lineage: Eukaryota; Metazoa; Mollusca; Bivalvia; Ostreida; Ostreidae.